Molecule: messenger RNA, 1387 nt
Organism: Patiria miniata (bat star)
Lineage: Eukaryota; Metazoa; Echinodermata; Asteroidea; Valvatida; Asterinidae
Exons: 5
Coding region: 227-892 (221 amino acids)
Source: RefSeq, a predicted model, not a curated record
UUACUAUGACAACAUUAUGCUGACAAGAUGGCGCGCCACACCAGUUUGUCAGUUGCAGUAGUUUAGUUGACAUGGUUGACGGUUCAGUUUACUGCAAUAUUAUCGCAAUUUAAUUUUAUAAAGCCUGGCUAAACUGGUAAUUUAACUUGGUGCGUAACCGCGUUCAUUUAACUGUAAAAUGGAGGUUUCCUCUGACGGUAUCGAUCCGUAAAACCUGGCUACAGAAAUGAGACCUGCUGGUUCCAGUAGAAGUUUGCCUUCAGUUCCACAAGCAAGGCAGCCAUAUCAAAUGUCUGUGUCAGAUGAUGGAAGCGUUUUAAGGGACUCGACACCCUAUCGAUUGCCUAAAAUUCAACAGCAACUGGCCCACAGAUUACCAAGAACAGAGAGAGUUACACGCAGUGAGCCAACAGACCUAGAUCAGCUGUACAAAGUUGAUUAUGUCGGGUCAGACAGAAUGGAAAUGUAUCUUAGUAAAAGACACAAACUACCGGGUCCACCCUACACAAUAUCACAACGGCACAGGCAAGAAGGCAUCCAUAUGCCCACCUUCCAGAAAGUCCAAUUCGAGCCUGUCCUCCCCUGCAAUAGAGUGGUAGAGGCCAAUGGGCAUGCAGAACUGGAACGGUCCACUAGCAGAACUAGUUUGUCAACCAGGGACACAGUAAUAUUGGGACUUGGUAGGCAUGUUGCCGGUACACAACAGGAAAGUCCACCCGCUGUAGAUAAGCAUUCUGCUUGGAGAUUAUCACCACACAAGCACAAAAAUUAUGAUAUCCAAGCUAUCCAGGGCCAGACAGGGCCAUUCUCACGAGAUUUCGUCAUUCACUGCAACACCCCUAACAGCUGGCUGCAAAUGAAACUGAACAAGCAAAAGACGAGUCGCAGAUGACAAUUUGUCGGUAGGAAAGAAGUUCUAAGAUUCACUGUUGCCUAAGACCUGAAAUAUACUGUCCAAAAAGGUAACAAAUUGUGGAUGUAGUUGAUAGAGAAAAUGAAAAGUGGUUCCAAAUAAAUGUAACGAAACAUCCAUGUAAUCAUUCUACAAACGGGAAGAUUGUGGUAUACAAUGUGCACAGUUUUAGAGUAGGAGUGCCAUGUUCUCCCCCAUCCCCUGCCUUCAAAAGUGAACCAAAUCAAUCAAUUAAUUAAGUGAAUUUACAAACAAGAAAUAAGAGGAAGAAAUUUCAAAGGUCAAGAAGUGGUGUGCCGUGGAAAUACUUGCUAGCAUCUUCCAACAGAAAUCAGAGUCAGAAUUUGAGUGCCGUAUUGAUGAAAGUUUCACGUCUGUAAAUAUCCCUGGCUGUAUGGCAUACUGGUUUAUGGCUUCUGACUAGCGCCCCUUGAACAAAGACAUUGACUAAUUGGGGAACCACCAACAUAAGGC